ACCACCCCCCCACGCCGCCAUGCCCGCCGUAGCCAUGCCGGUCGGGCCGCUGCUGCUCGCCUCUCCCGCUCACGGAGAUACAAAGGCCGCAGAUGAAGCAAAAGAUGAAGCCGCCAAGCCCGCGGUGGGUAUCAUUUACCCGCCGCCGGAGGUGCGGAACAUCGUGGACAAGACCGCGAGCUUCGUGGCCAGGAACGGCCCGGAGUUCGAAGCUCGCAUCCGUCAGAACGAGAUCAACAACCCCAAGUUCAACUUCCUCACGAGCACAGACCCGUACCAUGCCUACUACCGCCACAAGGUCACCGAGUUCCGUGAAGGACGUGGGCAGGAGCCGUCAGCCGCUGUUCCCAAGAUCAUGCAACAGCAGUUGCUCAUCUCACAGAAGGUGCAGGCCCAGGUGAUGCAGGAGACCAUCGUGCCGAAGGAGGCACCGCCGGACUUCGAGUUCAUGGCGGACGCGCCGUCCAUCUCGUACUUCGACCUGGACGUGGUGAAGCUGACGGCGCAGUUUGUGGCACGCAAUGGGCGCAGCUUCCUCACGCAGCUCAUGGCCAAGGAGCAGCGUAACUACACCUUCGACUUCCUGCGGCCACAGCACAGCCUCUUCCACUACUUCACCAAGCUGGUGGAGCAGUAUACCAAGAUCCUGAUUCCUCCAAAAGGCCUGUUGCAAAAACUUAAGAAGCAAGCUGAAAACCCCAAGGAUAUUUUGGAUCAGGUGAAGUACCGCGUGGAGUGGGCAAAGUUCCAGGAGCGCGAGCGGAGGAAGGAGGAAGAGGAGCGCGAGCGGGAGAGGGUUGCGUACGCCCAGGUGGACUGGCACGACUUCGUGGUGGUGGAGACCGUCGACUUCCAGCCCAACGAGCAAGGAAACCUCCCUCCGCCAACGACGCCCGAAGAACUGGGGGCGCGCAUCCUGGCGCAGGAGCGCUACGAGAAGUACGGGGAGAGCGAGGAGGUGGAGAUGGAGGUGGAGUCGGACCACGAGGGCGACUCGGACGACGGCAAUCGCCAAGACGACGACGACCAGGGCAGCGAGAGCGAGCCCGAGCGCGACGAUCGGCAGCGCAGGGACGAUAGGCAGCGCGGUGGUGCCUCCUCCGCUCAGCCCACGGACCAGGACACCCAAGUGCAGGACAUGGACGAGGGAUCGGACGACGAGGAUGAUAUGCCCGCUCCGCCGCUGCCCGAGUUGCCAAUGCCGCCGCCUCUUCCUCCCGCCCUUGACCAAGUGAUCAUCCGCAAGGAUUACGACCCCAAAGCGGUGCGGCCCACGGCACCGGCGCCCACGCAGGACGAGUUCCUCGUCUCUCCCAUCACGGGCGAGCGCAUCCCCGCCAGCAAGAUGCAGGAGCACAUGCGCAUCGGUCUACUGGACCCGCGCUGGAUCCAGGAGCAGGAGCGUUCCAUCCGCGAGCGGCAGAACCAGGAGGAGGUCUACGCCCACGGCCUGGAUAUCGAGAGCAGCCUGAAGCAGCUGGCUGAGCGCCGUACCGAUAUCUUCGGUGUGGAGGAGACGGCUAUCGGCAAGAAGAUUGGGGAAGAGGAGAUCCAGAAGCCCGAGGAUAAGGUGACGUGGGAUGGCCACACGGCGAGCAUGGCGCGCACGCAGCAGGCGGCGCAGGCCAACAUCAGCCUGCAGGAGCAGAUCGAGGCCAUCCACAAGGCCAAGGGCCUCGUGGGAGAGGAUGAGGCCAAGGAGAAGAUCGGGCCCAAGCCCGUGGUGUCGGGUCGCUCCGGCCCGCCGCCGGGUCCGCCGCCCGGACCUCCACGCUCCAACUCGGCCGCCUCCAACUCGCAGUCGAUGUCCAACAGCAUGCUGCCCAGCUCGCGCCCACCGCUGAUAGCGCAGCCGAUGCGCACCACGGUGGUGCAGGCGGUACCUCUGCUGCCCCGACCUCCCAUGCCGCCCAUGCUUCGCCUGGCGCCCACGCCCGUCCUCACCACGCAGCUACCCCCGCAGAUGCUGCCCGGGCCCUCGCGCAUCUCCGUGCUACCCAUGCCCCCGCCGGGCAUGCCCUCGCGGCCCCCGCCCAUGGGCGUGCCCACCGUGUUUGUGGCCACCCAGGUGGGCCCCCCGUCAGGCCCGGGAGGGGGCCGAAUGCUCCCCCACCACAACGCGCCCUCCCAGCAGGACGACGAGCCGGCCUCCAAAAAACUCAAGACGGAGGACAACCUCAUUCCCGAGGAGGAGUUCCUACGGCGCCACCGGGGUGCCGUGUCCUUCAAGGUUCAGGUCCCCAACAUGCAGGACAAGUCGGAAUGGAAGCUGAACGGACAGACUCUGAGUUUCAACCUCCCGCUGACCGACCAGGUGUCCGUCAUCAAGGCUAAGAUACAUGAGAGCACGGGCAUGCCGGCUGGAAAACAGAAGUUGCAGUUUGAGGGUAUUUUCAUCAAGGACUCCAACUCGUUGGCCUAUUACAAUAUGCUCAACGGGUCGGUCAUUCACCUGGCCCUCAAGGAGAGAGGCGGUCGCAAAAAGUAGUGGCCCUUCCAGGCCGCGUGGUUUGGGAUGCGUCAGGUCUUUGGUUAUUUUUUUUUGUGACCGAUGAGUGUUGCGUGUACCGUGCGAGAGGUCGCGGGUUCUCGAUGAAACCUCCCCGUGGGUUUUAGCACGCGAGGUGAACCCUAAAUGUGACAGUGGGAUUUUAUUUCUGGAACUGCUUCACCGUUUCAUACUUUUGCGGGGAAAUCAUUUUGAUACGAACAGUUUCGUUAAACUGGUCGUGCUUCCCGAUUAUGGCAGGAUGUGCCGAUGGAGGUAUUUUCUUAAAGUUUGUUAUCUUGCGUUGCUUUUUACAGCAGAGGUGGCAGAUUUUUGUUUAUUGGGUCUGGCAGGAAAAACUCGGGUAAUCCAAACCAAUAGACAACAUUCACUCAUCCAAAGGGAUUUGCAUAGUCCACAUACAGUUGUCAUAUUGCAUUGGCCUAUUAGCGGACUCCAAUAAAUGCUGCCAGAAAUAUCAGUUUAUUUUUCUAGUGAGAAGUCGAAAAGACCAGGUUGUCUCAUUUACAAGAAUGUCCUGGGUAUGCCAGCCUUGACUGGGUUGCCUUGACUGGGUUCCAAUGUGCGUUUUAUUAGAACAAGUGCUGUCUUUAGCACUUAUACUAAUAAGUGCAACUUUUUAACAAGCGACAAAGAUAUCUUGAGUAAAUGGAGGGAGGGAGGGACCCUUUUGUAAAGGAGUAAACAUUGUUUGGAAAUCUGAAAGGAUGAGUAAAAAGUUCUACCAACUUCUAAAGAUGUAUCCCACCCAAAUCCAGGACAAUUUAUUUUCCUCGCUAGUUUAUUUAGAAUGCAAUGAAGACAAAUGCGUGUUAUUCCCAUAACGUGGAUUAAUUUUCUGCAACUUAUCCUCGUCGUCGUAUUUGUUGUCGUUUUUCUCUCCGUGCCCCGAAAAAAAACAUUCCACCAGUUAAUUUAGAAUUAGGGCAGUCGCUUUUUUUUCUGUUUCCCUCGAUUCUUUUUGUGCACGUCGCAGAACAAUGAACAUCCCAUUUCACGGAACAGAUGCCAGGCGAUGCUGGAUUGUUGGCGCCAAAUGCCAAAGUGGGAACUCGUUAUUUGUCGCAAAAUCGUAUCACACCCCCCCCCCUCCCCACCAUCAUCAUCAUUGUUCUUUCAUUUCAGGAGCAGUUGAAAUAAACUUUUGGUGAAAUGUA
This is a messenger RNA of Lethenteron reissneri (Far Eastern brook lamprey), 3666 nucleotides long. RefSeq names its product splicing factor 3a subunit 1 (gene SF3A1). Gene Ontology annotation, biological process: mRNA cis splicing, via spliceosome; regulation of alternative mRNA splicing, via spliceosome. The record is from RefSeq and is a predicted model, not a curated record. Gene Ontology annotation, molecular function: RNA binding; protein binding. Gene Ontology annotation, cellular component: U2-type prespliceosome; U2 snRNP; catalytic step 2 spliceosome. NCBI's taxonomy places the organism in Eukaryota, Metazoa, Chordata, Hyperoartia, Petromyzontiformes, Petromyzontidae.